Molecule: messenger RNA, 681 nt
Organism: Kockovaella imperatae
Lineage: Eukaryota; Fungi; Basidiomycota; Tremellomycetes; Tremellales; Cuniculitremaceae
Exons: 3
Coding region: 1-681 (226 amino acids)
Biological process (GO): regulation of DNA-templated transcription; nuclear-transcribed mRNA poly(A) tail shortening
Cellular component (GO): CCR4-NOT core complex; P-body
Source: RefSeq, a predicted model, not a curated record
AUGCGACCUGUCCAACAGAUUUUAAGCUCUCCGGUUGACAAAUGGGGUCUGAAGGCUCUUUUAUAUGAGAUCAAGAUGGGAAUAGGCAAGGACAGAGGAAGACUGCUGUUUGGCGAGGAGCUGAGCGAGUUGGGUGUGGAUCUGGACCAAUCAGAUCCUCUGUUCACGACUUUUGCCACACCGUGGAUAGAUCAAUCGUCUCUGCCUCGCCAAAACAUCACGGAGCCAUACCACACCCCAUCAUGCUACCACGUCAACGCCCCAGCGGUCGAGUCGAAAAUCGGUCUCUUUUCUGAGGAGACCUUAUUCUACGCGUUUUACAUGUGCCCUGGUGACUUGCUGCAAUUGGAAGCCGCAGAGGAAUUAUUCAAUCGAGGGUGGCGUUUCCACAUGGAGAUGCAGGUUUGGAUGACUUCUCAACAACUCACUUCAACCCCUCUCGACCUUCCUUCCCCCCAAUGGGUUCGAGGCUCUGUCACCCUAUGGGAUCCGCGUAUAUUCAGCAGGCAUAACACUGGCGAGGACUUCAUGGUGGACGCAAGUCAAUUUGAGGUCACACGACCGGCUGGACAGACAGUGGCCGAGGAGCGGGCAAAGAAGGAAGCAGCCAAGUCGCCAAACGGACCUAAUGGGAAUUUGGGCGUAAGCCAUAGUGCGUCCACAGGGUACGGUGCUCGGUGA